Didymodactylos carnosus is the source of this 591-nucleotide messenger RNA. The record is from the annotation of a GenBank genome assembly. Lineage: Eukaryota; Metazoa; Rotifera; Eurotatoria; Philodinida; Philodinidae.
AUGCCAGGAUCGAUGGAAUUAAUUGGCAUGGAUUUUUGGGGGCCAACAAGACAAGAAUCAGCAAAUGGCAAUAAAUACGUACUGGUCAUAACCGAUUAUCUGACAAAAUUCGUGGUUGCGAAGGCGUUACCCAACAACACGGUCCAAACAACUGCUCAAGUAUUUGUUGAAGAAUUCAUAUUUAAAUUUGGUGUGCCAAAUCGGCUUAUUACCGAUCAAGGAGUCCACUUUAACAACGAAUUACUCAAAAAUGUGGCAGCAAUGAUAGGCUUCGAUCAUAUUAAAUCAACACCGUACCAUCCACAAACAAAUGGUCAAGUGGAGCGGUUUAAUGCAACAGUCCAUCCACAACUGACGAAGUUGUACGACGAGAAUUUGAACAAUUGGGACGAAUAUUUGCCGGCUGUUCUUUACGCAUACAAUACUGGACAACAUGCCACAACCGGGUAUUCACCAUUUCAAUUGAUGUUUGGCCGAGAACCAACAUUGCCACUAGCCCAAAAACAGCCAACGUUCACAUUGACAAAACCAAAUGACUACUGGCCCAGAAUGAUGCGGUCAUUAAAAAUGUAUCAUCAAACGGCACGAUAA